Messenger RNA from Impatiens glandulifera, 762 nucleotides. RefSeq lists its product as uncharacterized. The coding region runs from base 1 to 762 and encodes 253 amino acids. The record is from RefSeq and is a predicted model, not a curated record. Gene Ontology annotation, cellular component: nucleus. NCBI's taxonomy places the organism in Eukaryota, Viridiplantae, Streptophyta, Magnoliopsida, Ericales, Balsaminaceae. Gene Ontology annotation, biological process: protein desumoylation. The transcript is spliced from 5 exons. Gene Ontology annotation, molecular function: deSUMOylase activity.
AUGGUAAGGUGGAGGAGAGUAAUGGAUGCUGUGAAAGUGGAGGAGGAGAGUGUGAAGGUGGAGGAUAAAACUGAGAAUUGGUUGAAGAUGUUAGCCACCAAUGAUCAGACAAAUACUGUGUUUACUUGCGAAGCACGAAAGAAGUUGUUUGUUAGAGUUCUAACAAAGUGCACAUGGCUUAAAGAUCCUGAAGUCGACUCAUUCUGCCACUUGUUGCGCAAAAGGAUUGCGCAAUAUCCCAAGACAUAUAAACAUUGUAAAGUAUCAAUAGGGGAUUGCUUAUUAGGAGAUUUGAUGAGGCGAGAGUACCCGAACUUUAAAAAAGAUCCUGAAAAUUUUCCAAUAUUAGAGGUAUUUGAUCAGUACUUCCUGGGUGGAGACCAUAGACAUAUGCCAGAAUGGCCAUCAGUAGACGAUAUUUACGUGCCUUUGAACAUUGGCAACAAGCAUUGGGUACUGUGCGUCGUUCGUCUACAAGAUAAUCACAUUGACGUUUAUGACUGCGACUCGAGUAUUUAUAGGAAUCUCGAUCCAUACCUGAGACCUUUGUGUGAGAUGAUUCCACGAAUAUAUGCAAUGGGAGCCACUGAUGUUGAGCUACAAAGGUUGCCACACCCAGCCAAAAAUGCAGUCGCCAAAUAUGGGGAAGUCCCUAGAGCAUCAGAAAGUGGGGAUUGUGGUGUAUUUAUGCUUAUGUUCAUGGAAUAUUUGACUGCUGGUUUAGGUGUAGAGAAGAACUUGACUGGUGCUUAUGUAUUCUGA